Molecule: messenger RNA, 216 nt
Organism: Clunio marinus
Lineage: Eukaryota; Metazoa; Arthropoda; Insecta; Diptera; Chironomidae
Source: the annotation of a GenBank genome assembly
AUGAUCUUCAUUUGUCAAAUCAAAUCGCAAGAGAAGUUAAGAGCAACAACAGCAGCAGUAACACUAACAGCAUUUCUGAUUUACGAUGAACAUUCGCUUGAAGAUUUUAAGCUUAGAAAUGAUGAAAAAAAAUUUACGUUCAUUCGAAAGGCAAAACAGAUCGCUGCUUAUCAAGUCGAGCGUGAAGAGGAGCGCGAAGAAAGCAAGAAACCAUAA